UUGCAUGAUGGACAUGCGCAGAAAAUCAGUCGUGCGUUUGCUUCCAUGUGGACAUUUAUUGUACGCAAAAUGUAGUGGACCUGUCAUUGUAGAAGAAAAGUGUCCAAUAUGUCGAGGAAAUAUUGAAGGAAAUAUAACAACGAGGACAGAUUGCGGAUUGUUGAGGCCGCUAAUAAGGGAGAAGACUGGUGCAGUUUAGCAUCAUCUUUAGAUAUAGUUUAUAAAACUGCUUUCACAUGGGUGCAAUCCGGCAGAGUCGUGACUCAAAAACGAGGUGGAGAGAAUGAAAAGAAGCUGACUGAAAACGAGGUAGCUGUAAUGGUUCGUUGGGUGGAAGAAGACUGUACUGUCACCUUAAAGCAGUUAGUCUCCAAAGUGCAAACG
Molecule: messenger RNA, 384 nt
Organism: Rhagoletis zephyria (snowberry fruit fly)
Lineage: Eukaryota; Metazoa; Arthropoda; Insecta; Diptera; Tephritidae
Product: putative inhibitor of apoptosis
Source: RefSeq, a predicted model, not a curated record